UGUAAAUUGUACUAUAUUUGUGGUUCAUAUUGUAUUGAUUUUUAUAUAGGAGGAGUUUGGACAUCUAGAGGCGAGUGCUGACUUUGCAUAUCAUGAAUGUUAUCCUGUUUACAGUGUCCAGCAAAUUUGAAUCAUUUAAGUGGUUGUAGAUUUUAAUUAUUUAAUCGCAUGGACUAAAGCAAUUCGCAAACCUGUGAUAAGCAAAGAUAUACCUCUUACGAUUCUGUUCAAUUUUUUUAGAAUAAUCAGCUACUUUGCUUUGAGGACCAGUUUAGGUAUUUUGUCAAUAGUAAUUCUUAAUAUUGAGCUUGGCUUAUUUUUUAUUCCAAAAAUCAUUAGAGCAAAAAUGAUUGACAUAUAAAUUUGUACUCUAUAGUGAAAAGAAUAACAUAAGAGAGCCA
Messenger RNA from Paramecium octaurelia, 401 nucleotides. The record is from the annotation of a GenBank genome assembly. Lineage: Eukaryota; Ciliophora; Oligohymenophorea; Peniculida; Parameciidae.